Molecule: messenger RNA, 1088 nt
Organism: Vigna umbellata (rice bean)
Lineage: Eukaryota; Viridiplantae; Streptophyta; Magnoliopsida; Fabales; Fabaceae
Biological process (GO): regulation of DNA-templated transcription
Molecular function (GO): DNA-binding transcription factor activity; DNA binding
Source: RefSeq, a predicted model, not a curated record
CGCUCACCCCAAGUGUGUCUUAUUUAAACCAGAGACUCGACCACAACAAAACAAACUCACCAUUACCAAAAAGAGAAAAAACGAAACACUGAAACGCUUCGUUUCAUUCAUUCAGUUUCUUUCACCAACCUUCCACGAUGAACCCGCGAACGACGUCGUCAUCGUCGAAGACGAAGAAGAAGCAAACGGCACCAGAGCCGCACCAUACGGCAUGGGGCGGGAGAUACCUCGGCGUGCGGCGGAGGCCGUGGGGACGGUACGCGGCGGAGAUUCGCGACCCUUCAACCAAGGAGCGGCACUGGCUGGGCACCUUCGACACCGCCGACGAGGCCGCACUCGCCUACGACCGAGCCGCACGUGCCAUGCGCGGAUCACGUGCGCGCACCAACUUCGUCUACGCCGACACCACUCCCGGCUCAUCCCUCACCCCCAUCAUCUCCCCCGACCAACAACCCCUCCCUCAACCCGACCCGGUUCUAACCCUGGACCCGUUUUCCCUGCUGGGGUUUUCCUCCGGUUCUUCCUCCUACGAUGAAAAUGCCUCGGCCAACGUGGCAGCCUCCCACUUCAGCCAACAACCGUUUUUCGCAAAUAAUGAUAACAAUAAUUAUUACAAUAAUAAGAAUGAUAAUGAGAACAGUGGGAGCACGGUGGAGCUUCCUCCAUUGCCACCGGAUAUUACAAGUUCCAUGGGUUACGUGAUGGAACAGCAGAGUGAUGGAUUUUAUUGGGAGAGUAGUCCAAUGUUGGGUGCAAUGUCAACAGUGUCAGAGAAUGUUAGUGCAGAGUCUGAAGUUUUUGAGUUGGGGAGCUCCUCCUACUUCUUCUUCUGAGAGUUUAUUCUAGGAAACGAUAAUGAUGCAUGGUGUGUACUAGAAGAGUUAGUUUGGUGGGUUUAUGUCUGUAUCCGUGUUCUGUGUGCCCGUGUUGUUUUUGUUGUUUUCUCAUUUGGGUCGUGGAACGAGACUUUGCGAUCGUGAAUGGGGGAAAUAGUGUUAUUAUUUAAGACCUGGGUUUGUCUUCCAGAGUGCGUAAUGUAAAGUGUUACGUUGCGACCAAAUGGUGAAUAUAACCAUCAUUUUACGUUA